Molecule: messenger RNA, 1157 nt
Organism: Papaver somniferum (opium poppy)
Lineage: Eukaryota; Viridiplantae; Streptophyta; Magnoliopsida; Ranunculales; Papaveraceae
Product: ribosome biogenesis protein TSR3 homolog
Exons: 10
Coding region: 121-945 (274 amino acids)
Biological process (GO): maturation of SSU-rRNA
Molecular function (GO): rRNA small subunit aminocarboxypropyltransferase activity
Source: RefSeq, a predicted model, not a curated record
CGUGUAAGCUCUCUGUCUCACUACAGACUUGACUCACUUUUUCAUCUCUCUUUCUCUGAAACUCUUUCUUUAUUUUCUUCAGAAAACCCUAAUUAGUAAGAUUGCAGUGAGUUAUUAAAAAUGGGUCAUAAUAAACCAAGAAGAAACAAAGGUCACGCUUCUAAUCAUAGGGGACAAUCCAGUAAUCUUUGUGAAUUUCCUAAUGAAGAUGGUAAUGGGGAGUCUCUCCCAAGAGAUCAAGAUGCUUCAACUGAAGAGGAAUCUGCAGUAUCAACUAUUCAACUUGCCAUGUGGGAUUUUGGACAGUGCGAUGCCAAGAGAUGCACAGGUCGUAAACUUUCACGAUUUGGUUUGUUGAAGGAGUUGCGGGUGACUAAUGGCUUUGCUGGAAUUGUUCUAAGUCCUGUUGGGACGCAAUGUGUCUCAAAGGAAGAUCACCCAUUAAUGAAGAGAAAAGGGCUAGCUGUAGUAGAUUGCUCAUGGGCCCGCUUGGGUGAUGUGCCUUUUGUGAAGCUUCGUUGUGGUGCUCCUCGUCUCUUGCCGUGGUUAGUGGCAGCAAAUAACGUAAAUUAUGGCCGGCCAUGUCAGCUAUCCUGUGUGGAAGCAUUGUCUGCCGCUCUAAUUAUAUGUGGAGAGGAGGAUGCAGCAAAUGUGUUGUUAGGCAAAUUUAAGUGGGGUCACGCGUUCUUGUCUCUGAACAAGGAGCUAUUGAAGGCAUAUUCGCAAUGCAACAACAGUGCAGAAAUUAUUUCCGUUCAGAAUGAUUGGCUUGCCAAGAACGCUAAGGCGCCAAAGGAUAAUUCUCAAGAUGCAGAUGGGGGAUUUGAAGUAUCGCGAACAAUCAAUGAAAGUGGGUCUGACUAUGAUUCUGAAGAUGGACUUCCUCCACUGGAAGAAAAUCUGAAUCACCUUGCCUUGGACGACAGCGAGGAAGAAAGUGACUGAAUGCCCAUUAGAAUGCAAAGUGUCUUUAUGUUUGUUCCUGCCAUCUUUCUCAAAAUAUUGUAUUCUAUUUACGGUAUAUGUAAAAGAAGAAAAGUUAGGAGCUAGCUAUCAGUAAAAGAAGUUACAUUGUGCUUUGAAACAUCACUACCACCACACAUUCUGUCAAUAAUUACAUCCAUCAAGUCAAUCAUGCCAAAUAAUAUCCGAUGAAA